CAGCGGGGCUCACUUUCAUGAGGGCGAGGGCCCUUCAGCCGGAGACAGAAAAACAUCAAUCGCCGUCUUUUAGGUCGUUUAUGGAGGUCCUCUCAUCGUCAGCGUAUUCGUGAGAUUUAAACUUCGGCGACAUAACUGCACUUAAACUCGGCCGCUGCAGGUCUCACAUUGGCCAUCCACCAGUAUGGCCAGUACACAACAAGGCGCUAGAGACUUCAUCCAGAACAACUGGGACAAAGCCGUAGUGGGCCUUAACCAUGUACAUCUGCUGUUACCGGGACUGAGAACCACAAGGGUCCUGGAUGAAAAUGAAAUCAGCGACAUUGAUUCAUGUAACGAGAGAUUUGAGAAGAACAGAAAAGUUUUGAGUAUGAUAGUAAAAAAAGGCAACGCAGCCUGUGAGGUGUUUCUGAAUCUACUGGAUACAAAAAGAAAAUGGAGCCUUGAUGGCGGAGCACACGACUGGAUUGACUGUUUUAACUUUGAUGGUUCAGGACCUUACAGAGCACAACUCAAGUUAGCAGCGAGAGAAAUUGUGGAAUCCAAAUGGAAAAACAGCAGAAAGCUGUUAGCCAAAUACGUGAAGGAGCUUCAGUUUAAAUACACACCACUUGUUCUGGUGAAUGACGUGUCUGACGUUUACCCUGAAAACAAAUACAAAAAGUCACGUAAAAAGAAAUGUAAAAGGUACAUACCUAAAGAAGACAAGCCAAUUAACAUUGAGGACCUGCUGACCAUGAAAGAAAAGAAGAUCCUACUGGUGGGGAAGCCUGGAAUUGGGAAAACCUUCUGUGUCCUCCAGUUACUGAAUCUGUGGGCCGAGAGCAUUGAGGACACACUCUAUGUCUUUUAUUUCGAUGCAGGAAGUGCGCGCCAUGUUAGAGACUCUGAAGAUCUGAGGUCCUUACUGUUCAGUUACUGUAAACCAGAGAGAAUGAUUGAAGACGAUCUUUAUACUGAUAUCGUAAAUGGAAAUGCCAAUGUGCUCCUCAUAUUUGAUAGCUUUGAUGAAAUCCAGCCAACAUGUCAGGAUGAGAAGAUUGAAAGAGUUAUUUAUGGAAUACUAAAUAAAUAUGAGCUGGAAAAAGCAAAGGUCAUCGUUACUUGUCGACCUUCUUUAGAAGAACGGGAGCUACCAGACUGGGCAGACUGUAGGGUGGAAGUUCGUGGGUUUGGUGAAAAAUCAAUUUCUGAAUAUUUCAAGACUACACUUGAAGGCCAGUGCAUGUCUUCAGUCUCUGUCAUGUCCCGCAGUACGCAUUCAUAG
Molecule: messenger RNA, 1267 nt
Organism: Polypterus senegalus (gray bichir)
Lineage: Eukaryota; Metazoa; Chordata; Cladistia; Polypteriformes; Polypteridae
Product: nucleotide-binding oligomerization domain-containing protein 2-like
Exons: 3
Coding region: 185-1267 (360 amino acids)
Biological process (GO): regulation of apoptotic process
Cellular component (GO): cytoplasm
Molecular function (GO): ATP hydrolysis activity
Source: RefSeq, a predicted model, not a curated record